This is a messenger RNA of Fraxinus pennsylvanica, 2283 nucleotides long. The record is from the annotation of a GenBank genome assembly. Lineage: Eukaryota; Viridiplantae; Streptophyta; Magnoliopsida; Lamiales; Oleaceae.
AUGGCGGAAGUUGAACCGAUGAUAAUCGGCGGAGCUGAUGAAAACAGCCCGAAAUCGAACGGCGCAGAUCAGAAAAAGAAGGCAUCGAAGAGAAAGAGAGGGGAUCAAUCUGUAUGUACCGCAAGCCCAGAAGAUAAAGAGGCAAAAAUCAACGGAUUCCGCGAGGAAAUCAACAGUUUAAUCAAAUUCUGCAAAGAUUUAGUGUUGGAGCAAAGACGGGCGUUGUUGGAUAAUGUGGAGAAAAUUGGGAUUUCUUCCGCCUCUUUAAAUGGCGUGAUUGCAUGUUUGAUGGAAGAGAGUGAACUUCCUUUGUCAAAGCUUGUGGAUGACAUUUAUGAGAAAGUUACGGGUAAAACUGGAAAUGGUGAUAGUGUUAGUAAGGCUAGUGUGAAGAACAGUGUGCUUCUAGUUGGGCAGAGAUUAUGCUAUGGAGUGUCCAAUGCAGAUACUGACAUUUUGGAGGAUGAAUCUGAGUCUGCCCUCUGGUACUGGGAGACAAGAGAUUUGAAACUAAUGCCAAAAUCAAUGCGAGCUACUCUGAAAGUUCGGCGUACUUGUCGAAAAAAGAUCCACGAAAGAAUUACUGCUGUAUUGGCAAUGAUAACUGCACUGGAAAAAUCAGAGGGCCAUCAGAGCUACAGGCAAGAUUUGAUAAAAGCUGCAGACAAGCUUAGCAAAGUUUUAACCGAAGCAGAUGUCCGUUUAUUGAUGGAGACCAUGUCCCAGAAAAAUGCUGCUCAAGUGUCCGAGAAAGAAGUCAAGCGAGAAGAAAAGCUUUUAAUCAGGCAAAUGGAGAAAAACAAACGGCAGAUGGAGAAAGAGAGGAUACGGAUGGAUCGGGAGCUUAAUAAGGAAAAGUUGCAAACUGAAAAAGAACUAAAGCUGUUAAAAGAUGAGGCCGAGAAGGAGGAGUGUCGCCUUGAGAAGGAAGAAUCUGAAAUGCGGAAACAGCUGAAAAGGCAGCAAGGAUAUAUAUGGAAAUCACACUUGAGAUCUUGGCGUUGUUUUGGACGCAAAGUUCGUUCUAACAGGAAAAUGCAUUGGGGAAUUCGUCAGAAGCCUAAGACAGAAGUGGUCAAGGAACUUAAGCUUAGUACUAACAGAGAAUCGACCUGUGAUGAAGACUUGAGCAUAGAGAAGCUUGUGGAUGGAUGGGAUGACUCUAAUAUUGAUGGACGAUUAUCUUGUACGAAUGUUAGUAUUCCUCCCAAUGGCCAGAAGCGCUGUAGGAAUAGGCAGCUUUUACAGUUUGAUAAGAGUUAUAGGCCUGCCUUUUAUGGUGUUUGGUCCAAGAAAAGUUCAGUUGUUGGAGCACGUCACCCAUUUGCAAAGGAUCCAGACUUAGACUAUGAAAUUGAUAGUGAUGGGGAGUGGGAAGAGGCGGAGCCUGGUGAAAGCCUAUCAGAUUGCGACAAGGAUGAUGAAGAUGAAAAUGCAGAAGGACAUUCAAGAGGCGAUGAUGAAGAUGAGAGUGAAGAUGGCUUUUUUGUACCUGAUGGAUAUCUCUCAGAGAAUGAGGGCGUACAGGAUGAUGAAAUGGAAUCUGAUAAAUUGGUUGAGGAGACAAGAAACUUGCCUGAUCCUGAACUGGUUGGGCAGAAUGAAGAAUUCUAUACCUUGCUUCGACAACAGAAGUAUCUGAAUAAUUUGACAGAGCACGCACUUCGGAAAAACCAUCCCUUGAUGAUAUUGAAUCUUAUGCAUGAAAAGGCUAUUCUGUUACCGGCUGAAGGGCUCACCGAUACGCAGAAGUUUGAACAAAAGUGCUUGCAAUCUCUAAGUAUUCUUCCUUACCCGGGUUGCCCCCCAAUAGAGAUAUCAAUUUGUAAUGACACAGUACAUGAGGAUCAAGAAGCUUCCCCUUCAAGUAGUAAGUCAAGUACGACUCCAGUGGCAAGUGCUGUAGCUAUAUUGAACUCGGACUUGCCUCAAAUUGUAUCUGUAAUCCAAUCAUGCUCACAGAGUAUAGGCAAGGUGUUGGAGUCCUUGCAAAAUAAGUUCCCGGCUGUCCCAAAAUCCCAGUUAAGGAACAAAGUGCGUGAAAUAUCAGAGUUCUCUGAUAAUCGUUGGCAGGUUAAGAAAAAAAUUCUGGCUGAGCUUGGUCUGUCUGUAUCACCAGAAAAGAGUUGUGGGAAAACAAAGAGCAUUGCGAAAUUUUUCUCGAAAAGAUGUCUGCCUCCAUCUGGAAAGACUAGUAACCUGAUUGAAACUUCCCCACAAUCAUCCUACAAAGCUGCAGCUGCCAGACAACAACAGCAGGAUAGCACUAUCGAGAAUCAAUAA